AUGCUUUCAACAACAUCAUUACGGCAAUAUGCCCUUCUCGCAGCAGGCGUGUUCUGUUUAGGAGCUUGGCAACCCGUCCUGGGUGCACCAGUAGACGCCCUAUACGUAGUUGGCAGAGCCGAAAAGGUCCUGAAGCCGAAGCUCGACACCGAAUUUCCAGACCCAGCCCUUGUUCAGGGUGACGACGGGCUCUGGUACUCCUUCGCGACGAACGGCAAUGGCAAGAACAUCCAAGUAGCAAAGGCCACCCAGAUCUCAGGCUCGUGGGAGCUGCUCGACAACGAUGCCCUUCCCAAUGUCGGCUGGGCCACGGGCUCCAACACCUGGGCUCCCGACGUGAGGCGGCUCGACAACGGGUCCUUCAUCAUGUACUACUCGGGCGAGGUCAAGGACGGCGGUGGACGACACUGCAUCGGCGUGGGUAUCUCCGACAUCGUCACUGGGCCUUACAAACCAACGUCGGAGCCGUGGGUGUGUCCCUUUUCGGAGGGCGGCGCCAUCGACGCCGCGGGCUACUACGACGAGCCCACCAAGAAGCGCUACGUGGUGUACAAGGUGGACGGCAACAACGUGGGCCACGGCGGCGACUGCAACAACGGCGUCCAGCCCUUGGUCGACACGCCCAUCAUGCUGCAAGAGGUCGAGGCCGACGGCACCAGCAAGGUCGGCGACUCGGUGCAGAUCCUCAGCCGGACGGCGGCCGACGGCCCGCUGGUGGAGGCGCCCAACCUGGUGCGCACCGAUGACGGGCUCUACAUUCUCUUUUUUAGCAGUUUCUGCUUCAACUCGGACAAUUACAACGUUAAUUACGCGACCAGCAGGGAUAUCAAGGGCCCCUACCAGCGGCCGUCGAGGAUGCUGCUCAAGACGGGCGACUUCAACCUCACGGCGCCGGGCGGCGCGACGAGCGUCGCAGGGGGCGGAGAGAUGCUGUUUCAUGCCAAUUGUCCCGAUAAGGCGCCCCAGCGAUGCCUCUAUCAGACGAGCUACUCGGUUACCGGCAGAGAGGUAAUCAUCAGUUAG
This is a messenger RNA of Colletotrichum orchidophilum, 1023 nucleotides long. RefSeq names its product glycosyl hydrolase family 43. NCBI's taxonomy places the organism in Eukaryota, Fungi, Ascomycota, Sordariomycetes, Glomerellales, Glomerellaceae. Bases 1 to 1023 code for a protein of 340 amino acids. Gene Ontology annotation, biological process: carbohydrate metabolic process. The transcript has a single exon. The record is from RefSeq and is a predicted model, not a curated record. Gene Ontology annotation, molecular function: hydrolase activity, hydrolyzing O-glycosyl compounds.